Danaus plexippus (monarch butterfly) is the source of this 2522-nucleotide messenger RNA. Its product is annotated as nuclear receptor subfamily 2 group C member 1-B-like. Gene Ontology annotation, biological process: regulation of transcription by RNA polymerase II; cell differentiation; anatomical structure development. Gene Ontology annotation, molecular function: RNA polymerase II cis-regulatory region sequence-specific DNA binding; zinc ion binding; nuclear receptor activity. The transcript has 7 exons. The coding region runs from base 1 to 1584 and encodes 527 amino acids. The record is from RefSeq and is a predicted model, not a curated record. NCBI's taxonomy places the organism in Eukaryota, Metazoa, Arthropoda, Insecta, Lepidoptera, Nymphalidae.
AUGGAUUGCAAGCCGGAAGUCGUGUGUCGUGUCUGCGGAGACAAGGCUUCUGGAAAGCACUACGGCGUUCCGUCCUGUGAUGGUUGCAGAGGUUUCUUUAAACGAAGUAUCCGAAGGAACCUAGAUUACAUUUGCAAAGAAAACGGUUCGUGCAUAGUGGACGUGAGCAGAAGGAAUCAGUGCCAGGCCUGCCGGUUCUCGAAGUGUUUACGAGUUAAUAUGAAGAAAGAUGCUGUACAAAAUGAACGUGCACCGAGAACACUGGGCAAUCAACAUCAACUUGCUCUUCAAAAGCUGAGUUACUUAUCACGGCAGUCGGCUUUUAUUCCUAAUCAUUCUCCGGUAGCCUUAUCGACAUUUUCUCCAUAUACGUAUCCAAUACAAGACCGCGUCCAAAAUCCUUACUUGGCUAAUUCAUCCUUUCAAAAUUAUUCGAAUCAAUCGUCGAUGCCAAUGGACGUUCCUAGUCUCAACCCCCUUUUUAACAAUCCAAGUGGCAUAAAUCCGUUCAAAUUUCCGCUAUUCCCUGGACCUAUGCAAUACUCUUUACCACAUCCGCACACAUAUUUUUCUGCAAAUAUUUUCUACCCUCCCAUCAUAUCUGCUGAGAAUCCUACACUGUACUUGGAUUCACAAGAAACUUCUUCGAACGCAUUGCAUAACUCACAAUUCGGUACAUCUAUACAAAGGAAUAUAGCAGAAAAACAUGACUCACUAAACUGUGACAAAAUAAAAGAAAAUGAAGUUACCAGUUCUGAAGAAACCUGCAGGGACACAGCAUCAAAAGGCGCAACUAUAAACAAAAGUCACAAUCAGUCAAACCAGAAAGUUGACUGCACAGAAAAUAUUAUCCCUAAAUGCAGUAAUAAAAAUAAGGAACAAGAUUUGUUUACGUCAAGAGAAAAACGUUUCUCGCUGUCCGACCUAGCUGAUUAUUCGGACGUCGUUGGACAGACCAAGGCCAAUGUAAUGUUUAUGGACCGAGGUGUUAAACAUAGGAUCGAUUCACAAAAUUCUCAAAUGGACAUAGAGUUAUACAAUCCAGGUGCAAGGCUGUUGGUGUCGGCCGUGCAAUGGUUACAUACAAUUCCGUCAUUCACACAAAUCUCCCAAAAGGAACAAAUAUUGCUGCUACAAAGUAAUUGGAAGGAAUUGUUUAUAAUGCAUGCUGCAGAAUACUCUUUUUGUUUCGACGAAGAACAGAUCUCACCUGUUAUCACGUCGAAGCGGCCAAAUAUCAAAGAAGAGAUAAGGAAAUUGGCAGCGCUCUUGAAAAGAAUUUCCCUUUGCCGAUUAGAUAAAACUGAAUUUGAUUGCUUGAAGACAACGAUAUUAUUUCGAACAGAUUUCCUAGACGUCCCGUCAGUCACACAAAUGGCAAUCACUCAAGAGGAGACAUUAAUGAAACUACAAAAGCACUGUUCACAUAAGGAUUUUUUCAGGCUAGGACGAAUUAUGUUGUUAUUGCCUAGUAUAUGUUACAUCGCAAACCAAGGUCUUCUUGAACAUCUCCUUUUUUCAACUAUAUCGUUUCAAGACAUCCAUGAAAUACUCUCUAGAAUACUUAUUCACACCUCGACGUAAAUUUCUUUUAGACUUUAAUACUUUCUACAGAGCAGAUUAUUAUCUGAAAAUCAUAAUUGUAUUUUUUUCCUAUUCAUAAAAUCAAGGGCAACCAAGUGUAUAAGAAGCUUGAAAACGUUUAUUUAAAAUUCUUUGCUUUUCAAACGAAUCUAAAUGAGUUUGCCUAGCAUCUUUUAUUUAAAAUAAUUAGAAUCAGAGAAAGUAAAAAUAAAUGCAAUGCAUACACUAACAUUCCUUUUAAAUAGUAAGUUAAUAAUUUAUAUCUAAAAUAAAUGUAAAAUUGUAUCUAUAUUAAGGCGAGAAUCGACUAAUCGACUAAUCGACCACAGUAUAAAGAGAGAUCAAUUGAUUUAAAAUAUUUGAAUAUUAACAGUAAUUGCACAAGCCCAAAUAUUUAACAGUUAAACGAAGAAAAGGCUUUAUACUAAUAAAGAGGAACAUCAAUGAACACAGAUCUGUACCUGUGUAAACAAAUUUGAUGCAACAAAGUUUGCAUCUUCACACUACAUACGAAGCAUAACCCCUUCCUUAUUUAAUAACCUAUGUAAAUUUACGAUUCAAAAACUAUUAAGGAUCUUUAUUCGUCCAUUACUUCGGUGACGCUGUCAAAGCCGCAGCCGCAUUACAAAAUAAAAAGCUACGUAUGUUAUGUGUAGAUGUCAACUUAGUCGAAGAAAUGUAUGUCAAUUUUACCUCAUUUUAAAGAAAUACUAAAUAGAGAAUAAAUAAGCUGCUUUAUAAAUAAAUCGUUAUUGCUAAUAUGGAUAACAUGAUUUGUUUAUACCUGAUUAAGGUCAAUAUGAAACGAUAACAGUCAUUAUGAUUUUGACGUCGAUAUUGUGAAGUUAAUUCAAUUACACAAAUUAUACAAUUAUAAACGGUGCCUACUUAAUACGUAUUUAGUAAGCACCGUUUACACUAAAAAAUAAUAUGGAAAA